Molecule: messenger RNA, 921 nt
Organism: Beta vulgaris subsp. vulgaris (sugar beet)
Lineage: Eukaryota; Viridiplantae; Streptophyta; Magnoliopsida; Caryophyllales; Amaranthaceae
Exons: 4
Coding region: 1-921 (306 amino acids)
Source: RefSeq, a predicted model, not a curated record
AUGGAUACUGGUCUUCCGAUGCCUCCUUCCUGCAAUGAAGUUCUGUUUGAAUGCUGUUUCGAGGGCAGUGAAACUCGAUAUGCUCUCGUAAGGCAACUAGGUGACCCAGGUCUUCAGGCAAGUAUAGAGAAAAACUGCAUCUAUUUUGGCGGUGUUUGUCAGGAAGAGGCAAGUCAAUUGGCUAAGAGAAUACAGAUGCCUAUUGGCACCCUGCCAUUUAGGUACCUUGGAGUCCCUCUAGCAUCAAAGAAACUUAACUUCUCACAAUGUAAACCCCUCAUUGAUAAGAUUACAGCAAGGGCUCAAGGUUGGGUAGCUCAUUUGCUAACUUAUGCUGGAAGAUUACAAAAAUUUCUAUGGACUGGAACAGUGGAUACUAGCUCUAAGGCUCCUGUGGCCUGGGAUUUCUUGCAACAACCAAAAACUACUGGUGGCCUAAAUGUAACUAAUAUGGUGUUAUGGAACAAAGCAACAAUUCUUAAGCUUCUUUGGGCUAUGGCUUUCAAACAGGAUAAACCGUGGGUUAGAUGGGAGAAUGCCUAUUACAUCAAGAGACAAAGUCUAGAAAAUGUUACUGUUAGCAGUAACACUUCAUGGAUACUUAGGAAAAUUCUUGAAGCUAGAGAAUUGUUGGUAAGAACUGGAGGAUGGGAGACAGUGAGCACUCAAUGGAAAUUCAGCAUAAAGAAAACCUACAAGCUCCUCCAAGAAGAUUAUGAUAUUGUGGUCUGGAAAAGCAAGGAAGUCUGGUGCAAGGUCCUGAGGUACUUGAACACUCAGCCUCAGGUUAAUGCUCAAAUUGAACUAGAGUUGGUUAUAAAAAGAGCUCGCAGCACUAAGGAUAGAAGUAAGUUGUUUGUUAUGAUGUACACAGAGGCUUUGUAUGCCAUAUGGUUACAGAGAAAUGCUAAAGUGUUUUGA